AUGAACACCUUCGUGACCGGCUACGUGGCACCCUAUGCCUACCAUGCCGCCGCCGUCCACGUCCCCGUGGCCACCACCGUGGUGCGUCAGCCGGUGGUGGAGCACCACAGCGAGGUGGCCUACGUGCCGCCCUAUGCCCAUGGUUACACCAUCAGCCACACCUACCACCAGGCCGAGGUGCACCACGCUCCAGUGGUGACUGGCUCUCACAGUUCCGUGCACCAGAGCCGAGGCGGACACUUCGUACACCGCCCAGUGGACACCGUAGUCUACUAG
Molecule: messenger RNA, 276 nt
Organism: Ixodes scapularis (black-legged tick)
Lineage: Eukaryota; Metazoa; Arthropoda; Arachnida; Ixodida; Ixodidae
Exons: 3
Coding region: 1-276 (91 amino acids)
Source: RefSeq, a predicted model, not a curated record